AUGGCUGCAUCUGCUGCAUCCGAUGCCGCGACGCUAGCGAGCAGCGAUGAGGAGCUCACGCUCGCUGGCGCUGGCGUUGGCCUCUCGGGCGGCCAACGGGAUUACAGCGAUGCGCGUCUGGAUCGCGUGGCCGCCUACACGACGACCACGAUGCGUCUGAAGCCGGACAAAUGGGCCAAAAUGAUGCUGCACGACGAGCUGCGGCACAUUGUCAUGGACUGGCUGCACGGACGGACGCGAGUGCUGGUGAUGACGCUCAGUCCCGGCGGCGAGCUGGUGCCCCGGGGCUGCAUCAGCGAUCUGUAUCUGGGCUAUGCGCUGUCGAGCACCGGCACGCGGUCAGCCGGAGCGACGGCGACGGCGGACUCCGCUGCCACGGCUGCGGUGGUGGCGGCGGCGACGGCUGCUGGCGCAUUGGUGGUGCCGCUGCCGCCCGCUUCGUCCAGCUUCACCACCUUGGAUGGAGUGCUGCGCGGCAAGUGCGCCUACUUCAUACGCCACAAUGUGGGCGUGCCGCUGACAGCGGCCAACUUCCAGAGCUCCGUGGUCUACGGCGACUUUCCGGUGCACAGCAAAAUCGAGACGAUGUCGCUGCUGUUCGACGAGGUGCUGCAGCCGCUGCUGGAGGGGGCCGAGGGCGGCUGGCCGUCGCCCGUGCGCAAGGAUCUGCAGGCGCGCGUCAAGGAAGUGCGCAACACCCUGACCGAGAUUAAGGGCAAGACCAACAAUCGCACAAUUUUAUCGUUAUUAGUUGCGCCAACAGUCGUCGAGGAAGUGUCUGCCCACGUGAGCCGGGGCAAUCUAAGCCCAGCCUUGGAUACGAAAUUUCGCACUCUAUUGGAGGAGAUGUUCAUCAACUGGACAACGCAAAUGCACGACAUUGUCAUGGAGCGCUCCGAGGCCGUUGGCCUAACCACGAGCACCGCCGCCUCCAGCUCGCCCAGCAAGCACGUGUGCGUGGUCACAUUGCCGGCUCAGGAGAUUACGUUCUGGGCGAACCGCAAGCUCAACCUACAGAACAUCUACGAGCAGCUGCGCGAGCCCAUGCACAAGGCGCUGGCCCACAUUCUGGAGCGCAUCGAGUCCGUCUACUACGAGCCGUACGCCAAGGCAUUCCGCCAGCUGGUGACCGCCUGGCUGGAGGCGCAGGACGUCUCGCUCUGGCUGCAGCCCUUUCAGCGUCACGCGGCCGCCUUCAACUCGGUGCAGUUCAGCAAUGCCCAGGAGCUGAUUGCGCCGCUGGUCCACGUGCUGCACCUGCUGUGGAGCAAUGCGCGCUUCUACCGCAGCACUCAACGGAUGAGCGUGCUGCUCAGCUGCGUCUGCAACAUGCUGGUGCAUCGCGCCGCCGAGGACCUGGAGUUCCCGCUGCUCUUCCAGGGCGAUGCCGACGAGGGGCUGCAGCGCAUCAUCAAGACGGGCGAGGUGCUGGAGUUUUUCAAGCAGCGCAUGCUCGAGUACAGGGAGCGCUAUGCCAGCAGCCAAGUGCUGCUGCCAGCUUUGCCCAGCUCCGCCUCCGCCUCCGCCUCCCCGCCGGCCGACGACCAGCAUCAGUUGUGGCGCUUCUCCAGCGAGCAAGUGUUUGGCCAAACACUUGAUGGCUUCCUGCUGCAACUAUCGGAACUGCGUCACGUCUUUGAGGCAGCCGUGCAGUUUCAGCAGCUGGAGAAGCUCGAAAUUGGCGGACUGCGCGGAAAGCUGCUAACAGAGCGCAUCAGAGAGAUCUACAGCGAAUUCAAGCUGCUCUUCGAGCAAUGGACCAAUGUAGACAUCGACCUGGCCGCGCCCGUCGCCCACAAGUGGAAGUGCUUCAAGCGCGAGCAGCGCCUCUUCUUCCAGCGCAUGCAGCAACUGGAGCAGAAGCUGGCCACGGUGCUGCUGCAGGCGUUCGAGCAGUGCUACAGCUGGAUGCACCUGCUCAAGCUGACCCUGAUGUUCGGCUGUCUGCUGCAGCGGCGCACCGUUCAAUCAGAGCUAAUUCGCCUGCUGCCACACAUGCUCAGCAUCUACAACGCCGAGCUGCUGCAGCUCGAGCUGAGUGUGGCUGACGUCCUUUUCAACUAUCAGUGCCACGGACUCAAAGCGGUGCCCGUGGCGGGCAAUUUCCCACCCAUAGCCGGCGCCAUCAUGUGGCUGGAGCAGCACUUGCAUCGCUGCGAUGACCUCGGCGCUAAAGAUCUAAUCGAUCUCAUCCAGACGCUGCUAAUGCUGAAAUCGGAGCUAGUGACGCUGCCGUUCAAAUGGGAUGCAUUGGUCUCGCGUCGCAACAUUCUCACCACGAAGCUGUGCAACCUGCAGCAAAAGAUUUGGCAGGCCUGGCUGGAGGACAUUGACAAAAUUAUUGCCGAGGGCCUCGAUGAGCACGUGCUGUUUCAGGCGGACGCGGGCCAGCCGCUGCAGCUGAACUUUGCUCGGGCGCUCUUUACGCUGCUCAAGGAGACCAAAUAUUUGCUCGCCCUGCAGGCAGCUGGCAGAGUUUCGAGCAAACUAUUUCCGAUGCCCGAGGCGCUGCUCUCGCUGUACGAGCAGCGCGACGCCUACUGGCAGCGUCGCAUAAGACUCAUCAAGAUUGAUGAGUUCUACAAUGGCAUCCGGGGCGGGCAGUGCGCCGCAGCCGAGCUGCAGCUAAUUGCCGCCGAGCUGGCGGCCAUUGAUGAGCAAGUGGCCACCGCCUGUGCCCAGCUAACUUGGUGCAAUUACGAUGAGCCGCUCAUCGAGAGCAUCUUCGAGAAGUCGCGCGAUCUGCAUGCUCGCCUGCACGAGUCCCAUGGCAACCUGGACGCCAUACUGGCCAGCAUGCGCCGCUGGACCUCCGAGCCACUGCAUCAGCGUAGUCUAUACGGACGCAAUCUGCUGGAUCUGCGCCACCAGCAGGAGCGAGUGCGGCUCCGUCUCCUGCAAUGCGAUGAGACGAAGAUGCUGCUAAAUCGCUUGUUGAUUGCCAACUUUUGUUUGUUGUUCAACUACGAAAGGCAGCAGCUGCAGCUCUACUCCCGCGACCUCAGCGUCCAGGAGUUUCUGCACGAAUUUCCGGAUGAGCAGCGACGACAGUUCAACAAAUAUUUAGCCACCGUCGAUGAGUUGAUUUGCCGUGAAGUAAAAGAGGCCAUGAGGAUCAGUUUAGAGUAUUUGCACAAGGAAAUGACAGGAACGGCAACAGCAACAACAACAACUACAACAACAACUGCUGCAGCUAAGGCAACUUCAAUAGCGCCCCCAACUUCAAGUAUGGCCUUGCCGAGCAUGGCUAGGUUGGUGCUACAACAAAUCACAGCGCCACAAGCGACAGCGACAAUAAUACCAACAACAACAGCACCAACAACAAUAGCAACAACCACAAGCAAAACAACAUCAGCCACAACAACAGCAACAGCAACAGCAACAGCCAUAGCAAUCGGAACAACAGCAACAAACGAUGCACCGCUUUUCGAAGUGAAAUUGGAGCUGACGGAAACGGAAAUACGUUUUUCGCCUGGCUUUGAUGCAAGUGUGGAAAAUAAUUUUCAACAAAUUGUCGAGCAGCUGUUGCUGGAUAUAAAACAGACAUGCGACUGCAUGCCAAGAAUUGUGUCUGACAACUCGCUGUCUGACGACGACGACGCCGACGACGACGUGGAGGAUGACGCCAAGAAUGAGGGUGAGUCGAUGCCGCACAGUUUACCAUGCACCAGCAGAAGGUGCCGCCAUGCCACGCCACGCCACGCCACGCCACGCCACGCCAUGCCACGCCAUGCGAUGGCAGGCCGGGCGUGCGGCAUUCCUUGCGUUUGCUUAUGAACUACAUUCGCAGCUGCAGCCGAUGAGUUGGAAAUGCUUUGCGCCAGCAUACGCGACGCCUUGAGUGAAACGGUGCAGGCGGCGCUGGAUUAUGCUGCCAAAUUCCACGCCUAUGCGUUCCUUUGGACCCAGCAGAGCGGCGACGUACUGGCCUCCUGCAUGCAGGCCGCCCGCGAACAGACGACCCACAUCAGCGGCAGUGGCUAUGCCAUCAUGGAGACGUUCAAAAAGGAGAUCGAGCGCUACAACGAGCUGCACGAUGCGAUUGACCAAUGCGAGGAUGGGCACUGCCUGAACGGCUGGCUGGCCCUCGAUGUGAGGCCGCUCAAGCACGGCCUGCUCAACCUGGCCUGCAAGUGGUCGCACCUCCACAAGCAAUGGCUGCUGCGCUACGUGCAGAAGACGCUGCAGGAGCUAAACGGUUUCAUUGCGCUCAGCCACGAGACACUGCAGCUGCACAUCGGCAGGCAGGACUUUAAGGCGCUGCUCCGAGUGCUGUCCGUCAUGGCGGAGAUACGAGAGCGGGAGCCGUACGCGGACAAUGUGUUUAAGCCGCUUAAGGACAUCGUGGCGCUCUUAAAGACCUACAACGUGGAGUUCGAGCCGCAGCUGGUGCGCAACAUUGAGCAGCUGCCGAUGCAGUGGCAGCAGCUGAAGCAACAAGCUCUGGCCAAACACGAGGCUCUCCAGGACACACGCCACUACCAAAAGCAGCGCGUAACGGCACUCAUUGGCCUGCAUACGUGCCACGUGCAGCAUUUUGCCAAACAGUUCCAGCGCAUGCCGUUCUUCUGUGUGCCCUGUCCACAAAUUUACGAUGCCUGCGACCAGGUUUACGUGCGUCUCCAUCGCUUUGGCAGCCAGCAGCGGCGGUACGCACGCUGGGCCCGGCUGCUCGAUAUACCGGAGCCCGACACCGCCACACUGGAGCACUGCCGGACGGAGCUGCGGCGCGUGAAGCAAUUGUGGGACUUUGUGCGCGUCAUCGAAUCCUGCAUUGUUGACUGGCAUGCAACACCUUGGCUACACAUCGACACGGACGACGUGGAGCACGAGUGCAAGAAGUUCACGCGCGAUUUGCGCACACUUGACAAGUGCAUCAGGGACUGGGCCCCCUAUGUUUAUAUUGUGGGCGUGUUGCGCGAACUGGUUGCCUCGCUGCGCGCGGUCACCGAGCUCCAAAAUCCAGCAAUUACCGAACGCCAUUGGCUAGAGCUGAUGCAGUUGUCAAAGCUUUCAUACAAGUGCAAUGCAUCAACAACUCUGGCACAGCUGCUGAGCCUGCAGCUGCAUCAGCAUGAGGAGGACAUUAAGAACACUGUGGAUCGGGCCAUCAAAGAGAUGACGGUCACCAAGGUGCUGGACGACAUUAGGGCCACAUGGGCGCAUCUGGAGUUCGAGUUGGAGGUGCACCGCUCGCGGCCAACGGUGCAACUGCUCAAGGUCUCCGAGGAGCUGAUCGAAACGCUCGACGAUAAUCAAAUGCAGCUGCAGAACAUUUCGACCUCCAAGCACAUUGAGUACCUGCUGGACAAGCUGAGCUACUGGCAGCGCGUGCUGAGCGGCAUUGACAACCUGAUUGUCAACUGGUUUGAGGUGCAGCGGAAGUGGAUCUAUCUGGAGUGCAUCUUCAUUGGCUCAGCGGACAUUCGCUCCCAGCUGCCCGUGGAUGCGGCCAACUUUGAGCGCAUCGACGAGGACUUCACCAAUCUGCUGGCACGCGUCACAGCCGUGCGGGUGGUGAUGGAAGUGGUGCUGCGGCACGAGGAUGUGCUGCAGCAGCUGCUGGAGCUGCAGCAGCGUCUCUCGGUUUGCGAGAAGGCGCUGAACGACUAUUUGGAGACGAAGCGCUUGGCCUUUCCACGCUUCUACUUCAUAUCGUCCGCCGAUCUGCUGGACAUACUCUCCAACGGCAACAACCCGCAGGUCAUCGAUCGUCAUCUCAUCAAGCUCUUCGACUCCAUACUGCGCCUGCAGUACGAGACGAACACCACGCACGCCGUGGGCAUGCACUCCAAGGAGAACGACGAGUACGUCGCCUUCGUGAGCAACCAGCAGCGGGAGCACUCGGCGUACAUUGACUGCUGUGGCCGGGUGGAGCUCUGGCUGAGCGCAGUCAUCCAGCAGAUGCGCAGCACGCUCCAUGAGCUCUUCCGGCGCGCUCUGGGCGCGUUCUGUGAGAAGUCGCGCGACUUGUGGCUCUACGAUUGGCCGGCACAGGUGGCGCUCUGCUGCAGCCAGAUCAACUGGACGGCGGACGUGAAUCGCUCGUUCGCCAGCAUGGAGGAGGGCUACGAGGGCGCCAUGAAGGAGCUGCACAAGCGCCAGAUAGCCCAGCUGAAUGCCCUAAUCAAUUUGCUGUUGGGCGAACUCUCUGCCGGCGACCGCCAGAAGAUUAUGACCAUCUGCACCAUCGACGUGCACUCGCGUGACGUCAUUGCCAAGAUCAUCGCCAUGCGGGUGGACAACUCGUUGGCCUUCCAGUGGCAGAGCCAGCUCCGGCAUCGCUGGGACGACGAUCAGGCGGGCAGCUCCAGCGGCUGCGCCACCUCGGCGACCACAAUCAGCGCCAGCGGCGCCGACGAGGAUUGCUUUGCCAACAUCUGCGAUGCCGAGUUCCGCUAUGCCUAUGAGUACUUGGGCAACACCUCGCGGCUGGUGAUAACGCCUCUAACGGAUCGAUGCUACAUCACGCUGACCCAGUCGCUGCAUCUGGUGAUGGGAGGAGCGCCAGCUGGACCGGCGGGCACGGGCAAAACGGAAACAACGAAAGACCUCGGCCGUGCACUGGGCGUAAUGGUUUAUGUCUUCAACUGUUCGGAGCAAAUGGACUACAAAUCUUGCGGCAACAUUUACAAAGGUCUGGCCCAGACCGGCGCAUGGGGCUGCUUUGACGAGUUCAAUCGCAUCUGCGUGGAGGUGCUCUCCGUGGUGGCCGUUCAAGUGAAGACUAUACAGGAGGCGAUAAGGAUGCAUAAAACCCAAUUUAUCUUUAUGGGCGAGCGCAUCUCGCUGGAGCCGUCGGUUGGCAUUUUUAUCACCAUGAAUCCCGGCUACGCUGGCCGCACCGAGCUGCCGGAAAACCUGAAAACAUUGUUUCGCCCAUGCGCCAUGAUUGUGCCGGACUUUGCUUUGAUUUGUGAGAUUAUGUUAAUGGCCGAGGGCUUCCAGGAUGCACGUCUGCUGGCACGCAAAUUUAUCACACUGUACACGCUGUGCAAGGAGCUGCUGUCCAAGCAGGAUCACUACGACUGGGGACUGCGCGCCAUCAAAUCGGUGCUGGUUGUUGCCGGCACAUUGAAGCGCGAUGACCACAGCCGGCCAGAGGAUCAGGUGCUAAUGCGCGCCCUGCGUGACUUCAACAUACCCAAGAUAGUCACCGAGGAUGUGUCCAUAUUUAUGGGCCUGAUAGGCGACCUCUUCCCCGCACUCGAUGUGCCACGCAAGCGCGUGUUCGAGUUCGAGAAGACCAUUCGCCGUGCGGUCAAUGAAAUUAAGCUGCAGCCCGAGGAGGGCUUCCUCAUGAAGGUGGUGCAGCUGCAGGAGCUGCUCGAUGUGCGCCACUCGGUGUUCAUUGUGGGCGAUGCUGGCACCGGCAAGACCAAAAUCUGGCAAACUCUGCGCGAAACGUAUCGCAUACAGAAACUGAAGCCAGUCUGCCAUGUGCUCAAUCCCAAGGCGCUGUCCAACGACGAGCUGUUCGGCAUCGUGAAUCCCACCACACGCGAGUGGAAGGACGGCCUCUUCUCCUCAAUAAUGCGAGAGCAGGCCAAUAUGCCACCGGGCAACCCCAAGUGGAUCGUGCUCGACGGCGACAUCGAUCCAAUGUGGAUCGAGAGCCUCAACACGCUGAUGGACGACAACAAGAUCCUGACGCUGGCCAGCAACGAGCGCAUAUCGCUGAGGCGUGAGAUGCGUCUACUGUUCGAGGUGGGCCACCUCAAGGCGGCCACACCGGCCACAGUCUCCAGGGCAGGCAUCUUGUAUAUCAAUCCGCAGGACUUGGGCUGGUCACCCUUUGUCUCAUCCUGGCUGGAAACGCGUGCGAAUAUGAUCGAGCGGGGCAUACUGACGACGCUCUUCGAAAAAUACUUUCCCAGCCUGAUGCAGAGGCAGCGGGACUUUCGUCGCAUUACGCCCAUCACGAACAUGGCCAUGAUUCAAAUGACGUGUCACCUGCUCGAGUGUUUGCUGGACAGCGACCCAGUUGAGGAUGACGCUGCACAUGGUGGCGACAAGCAUCUGGGUGUCAAUUCGCACAGCCAACACCAUGGCGAGCUCUCGCAUGAGUCCGUCGAGCUGGCGUUAGAAACCAUCUUUGUGUAUGUUACGCUUUGGAGCUUCGGCUCGGCACUGCAUCAGGACACGAUUGUGGACUGGCAGCGCGAGUUUCACAAGUGGUGGACGGGCGAGUUCAAGGAUGUCAAGCUGCCCAGCCAGGGCACCAUAUUUGACUAUCAGCUUAAUGUGCAAACAUUGAAGUUCCAGCGCUGGUCAGAGCUGGCCGCUCUGGAGCAGCUCGAGUGUCAAAUCGAUGCCGAGCAGCCGUUGCAGAACGUGCUCAUUUCAACUGCAGAGACCACACGUCUGGGCUACUUCCUCAAGCUGCUUAUCGACCGCAAUCUGGCCUGCAUGCUGGUGGGCAGCUCCGGCUGCGGCAAGGGUGCCAUCUUCCGUGAGCUCUUCAGCAAAUAUGCCAGCGCACAGGAGCUGCUUGAAAUUGCCGUGACAGCUGUCAGCGGCAGUCAGCAGCAGACGCCGGCCGUUGCAGCCAAUUCUGUUGCCGCUGGCGCUGGCGCUGGCGUUGGCGUUGGCGUGCGUCGGAAGCUGUCCUCGUCGACACCGUUGCUGACCACAGUGCAGGCGACACACUUUAACUUCUACACCUCAUCGGAGAUGUUCCAAAAGAUGCUGGAUCGCCCGCUGGAGAAGAAGUCGGGGCGCUGCUACGCGCCCAGCGGACCGAAGCGCCGACUGAUCUACUUCGUCAACGACCUGAACAUGCCCGAGGUGGACGCCUAUGGCACUGUGCAGCCGCACACCAUAAUGCGCCAGUUCAUGGACUACAGGCAGUGGUACGAUCGCCAGAGGCUGCAGUUGAAGGACAUACGGCAUUGUCAGUUCGCGGCUUGCAUGAAUCCGACGGCUGGCUCCUUCACCAUCGACCCGCGGCUGCAGCGCCACUUCUGUGUGUUCUCGGUCGCUCAGCCCAGCGAGGAGACGCUGCACCACAUCUACAGCAGCAUCCUGAACAGCCACCUGGAGCAGCCGGCGCUGGGCUUCAACAAGGAGAUCCGCUCCAUUGGCAAUCUCCUGGUGCAGGUGGGCAUCGCGCUGCAUCGCCGCGUCGAGUACGCCUUCCUGCCCACGGCCAUUAAGUUCCACUACAUCUUCAAUCUGCGCGACCUGACCAACAUCUACCAGGGCGUGAUGCACAGCGUGGGUGCCCCGGUCUGCGCGGGUGGUGCGGCCAGCAGCUACAGCGGCACUGUCUGCAGCAAGCCCGCCGAGCUGAUGCGCCUCUAUGUGCACGAGGCGUUUCGCGUCUACCACGACCGACUGGUCGACCAGUACGACAUCAAGUCGUUCAAGUCCUCCAUUCGGGACAUAUUCAAGAAGGAUUUCGAGGACUUUGACGAGGACUUUGUGUUCGCUGAGCCACUGAUCUACAGCCACUUUGCCCAGUCGCUGGUGGACCAGAAGUACAUGCCGCUCAAGAGCUGGGACUCGCUCUACCAGCUGCUGCUGGAGGCGCAGGCCAGCUACAACGAAAUUGUGGGCUACAUGAACUUGGUGCUAUUCGAGGAUGCCAUGAUACACAUAUGUCGCAUCAAUCGCAUCCUGGAGAGUCCACGUGGCAAUGCUCUGCUGAUUGGUGUGGGCGGCUCUGGCAAGCAGACUCUGGCACGCCUGGCCGCAUUCAUUUCCUCGCUGAGCGUGUCGCAAGUGCAAAUCAAACGCGGCUUCGGGCUGCUCGACAUGCGGGACGAGAUUGCAGCGCUGUACAUGAAGGUGGGCCUCAAGAAUGUGGCCUCGGUUUUUCUCAUCUCCGAUGCUCAGCUGCCCGACGAGUCGAUACUGAUGCUGAUCAACGAUCUGCUCGCCUCGGGCGAAAUACCCGAGCUCUUCAAUGACGAUCAGUUGGAGACGAUCGUCAAUGGCAUACGCAACGAGGUGAAGCAGAGCGGCACCUUGGACACCAAGGAGAACUGCUGGCGUUAUUUUGUGGAGAAGGUGCGACGACUGCUCAAAAUCGUGCUCUGCUUCUCGCCGGUGGGGCAAACGCUGCGCAUACGUGCCAGAAAGUUUCCGGCCAUAAUUAGCCGCACGGCCAUUAACUGGUUCCACGAGUGGCCACGCAGUGCCCUGGAAUCGGUGUCCCAAAAGUUUCUCACCGAAAUCGGUGACAUAUUGGAGCCCGAACUCGUGCCGCCCAUCGCCUGCUUUAUGGCCUACGUCCACGGUACUGUGAAUCAGAUAUCGAAAAUUUAUCUACAGAAUGAAAAACGCUACAACUACACCACGCCGAAAACCUUUCUCGAAUACAUUUUCCUCUACCGCAAACUGUUGGUCGACAAAAACGGGGAGUUCGCCCAGCGCAUCGGCCGGCUGCAGAGCGGCAUGGCCAAGCUGGCCGAAUGCGCGCGUCAAGUGGACACCCUGAAGCACCAACUGGCCAUACAAGAAGUUCAGCUGGCGGCCAAAAAUGCAGCGGCCGACAAGCUGAUCGUCAUUGUCAGCGCCGAGAGCGAAAAGGUGAAGCGUGAACGCUUCAUAGCCUCAGAGGAGGAGAAACGCGUGCGCAUCAUCGAGGAGGAUGUCUCCAUCAAGACCAAGCUCUGUGAGCAGGAUCUGCGACAGGCUGAGCCCGCUCUGGUGGCCGCACAGGCAGCGCUCAAUACCCUGAACAAGAACAACCUGACCGAGCUCAAGUCGUUCGGAUCGCCGCCCAAGGGCGUGAUCAAUGUCUGCGCCGCUGUCAUGGUGCUGCUGGCCACGAACGGCAAGAUACCGCGCGAUCGCAGCUGGAAGGCAGCCAAGCUGAUGAUGGUGCGCGUGGAUCAGUUUCUCAGCGACUUGCUCAACUACAACAAGGACAACAUACAUCCGAAUAUAAUCGAAACCCUGCAGGAAUACCUAAAGGAUCCCGAGUUUAAUCCGGACAAAGUUGUGCAAAAGUCCGUGGCAGCUGCUGGGCUCUGUGCGUGGGUCAUCAAUCUGCAUCGCUAUCAUCAGGUCUUUCUCAUCGUGGGCCCCAAGCAGCAGGCCCUGCAGGAUGCCCAGCAGGAGCUGUUCGAGGCGCGCGAACGGUUGCAGUACCUCAAGACGAAAAUCAACAACUUGGAGGACAAGCUGGCCGACAUUCAGGCGGAGUUCGAGCACGCUGUCGCCGAAAAGCAAAAGUGCCAACGGGAGGCGGACAAGACGUCCUUUACCAUCGAUCUGGCCCAUAGGCUGGUCAAUGGACUGGCCAAUGAGAAUGUCCGCUGGCGCGAGUCGGUGCAGAGCUUGCAGGCAAAGAUUGGCACUCUACCUGGGGAUAUAUUGUUAAUUUCCUCGUUCCUGUCGUACGUGGGCUGCUUUACGCGUCGCUAUCGCGAGGAGCUGCAGCACAAGAUGUGGCUGCCGAGCUUUUGUAAGAUGGACCCCCAGAUACCCCACACGCAGGGCGUCGACCCACUGGCGCUGCUGUCGGACGACGCACAAAUUGCCACCUGGAAUAAUGAGGGAUUGCCCAUGGACGGCAUGUCCACGGAGAAUGCAACAAUACUGCAGCACUCAACGCGCUGGCCACUGAUGAUUGAUCCCCAGCUUCAGGGCAUCAAGUGGAUCAAGAGCCGCUUUGGAGCCGCCCUGGUGGUGCUGCGUAUGACGCAGCGUGGCUUUCUGGAGGCACUGGAGAAGUCCAUCUCGCGCGGCGACACAGUGCUCAUCGAGCAAAUUGAAGAGUCCAUGGACACUGUGCUCGAGCCGCUGCUCAGCCGCGCGCUAAUCAAAAAGGGUCGAUAUCUGCGCAUCGGCGAACGGGAAAUGGAGUUCAAUCCGAAUUUCCGUCUCAUAUUGCACACGAAGCUCGCCAAUCCGCACUACAAGCCGGAAAUGCAGGCGCAAACGACGCUGAUUAACUUCACGGUGACACCGGACGGACUGGAGGAGCAGCUGCUGGCGGAAGUGGUGAAGAUUGAACGCCCGGAUCUGGAGCAGAUGAAGACCGAGGUGACGAUUCAGCAAAACAUGUUCAAAAUCUCGCUGAAGGCGCUCGAGGACGAGCUGCUCGCCAGGCUGGCCUCCGCCGGCGAGAACGUGCUCGAGGACCAUGCGCUGGUGCUCAACUUGGAGAACACCAAGCGCACCGUGGACGAAAUCGAGUCCAAGGUGCGGGAGGCGCACCUAACCACGCUCCAGAUCGACGAGACCCGAAACAUUUACCGAGCCGCCGCCAAGCGGGCGGCCAUUUUGUACUUUGUGCUGACGGAUCUGAAUCGCAUCAAUCCCAUAUACAAGUUCUCCCUGAAGUCCUUCAUGAAUGUCUUUCGGCAGGCCAUAGCCGUGGCGCCGGCAUCCAAGAGCUAUGAGAAGCGCGUGCUCCACUUGGUCGACUCGAUCACGCUGCAGACGUACCGCUAUACGCUGCGCGGCCUCUUCGAGGCGGACAAGCUGACGUUCAGCUCGCACCUGACGCUGCGCAUCAUGAUCGCCGCCGAGCAGGUGGCCAAGGAUGAGACAGACUUUCUGCUGCGCUAUCCGCACGACCCCAACACCCUCUCCCCGCUGGACUUUGUGGGGCGCAGUGCCUGGGGCGGCAUCAAGUCGCUGGCGCUCGUCGAGCACUUCUACGGCAUCGACAAGGACAUGGAGAACUACACCAAGCGCUGGCGCAAGUUCGUGGCCAGCGAUACGCCCGAGCGGGAACAGUUCCCGGGCGAGUGGAAGCAUCGCACCCCGCUGCAGAAGCUUUGCAUUAUCAGAGCCCUGCGGCCCGACCGCAUGACCUAUGCGAUGGCCCAGUUUGUGGAGCAGACGAUGGGGCGGGCCUAUGCCGAGGUGCAGACGCCGCCGUUUGGGGCCAUCUUCAAGGAGCUGAACGCUGCCACGCCCGCCUUCUUUAUACUGUCGCCGGGCGUGGAUCCCAUACGUGAUGUGGAGCGCCAUGGGCAGCAGCAGGGCUUCCAUGCGGAUGCCGGAACUCUGGUGAAUAUCUCUUUGGGCCAGGGGCAGGAGCUGCUGGCCGAGGCAGCCAUGGAGCAGGCACUGGCCUCCGGUCAGCAGUGGGUCAUACUGCAAAACAUUCAUCUGGUGGUGAACUGGUUGCCCACCCUGGAGAAGCUAAUCGAGCGCAUUGUGCUGCAGUCCGAAUCUCAGGGGGACUCGAAUUUCCGCUUGUUCAUUAGCGCCGAGCCAGCUCCGGAUCCGCAAUACCAUGUCAUACCCCAGGGCAUUUUGGAGUCCUCCCUCAAGGUGGUGAACGAGCCGCCCGCAGGGAUGGCCGCCAACCUGCACAAGGCCUGGGACAACUUCACGCAGGAGACGCUGGAAACGUGCACCCAGGAGGCGGAGUUCAAGUCAAUACUCUUUGCCCUCUGCUACUUCCAUGCAGUGGCCGGCGAGCGGCGCAAGUUCGGGCCCCAGGGCUGGAACAAGGUGUAUCCCUUCAACAUCGGCGACCUGACCAUCUCGGCCAGCGUGCUGCACAACUACCUGGAGGGCAGCAGUCGCAUUCCGUGGGAGGAUCUGCGCUACCUUUUCGGCGAGAUCAUGUACGGCGGCCACAUAACCGACGACUGGGACAGACGACUCUGCCAGACGUUCCUGGAGGAGCUGCUGCAGCAGGAUCUCAUCGAUGGAGACUUUGAGCUGUGUCCCGGCUUCCCAGCGCCGCCCAAUCUGGAAUUCGAGGGCUACCACGACUACAUCACCGAAAUGCUGCCCGAUGAGUCACCGCUGCUCUAUGGCCUGCAUCCCAAUGCCGAGAUCGGAUUCCUCACCAGCGCCUCGGAGCAGCUGCUGCGCACCAUCUUUGAGCUGCAGCCGCGCGAGUCCGAGCUCAGCUCGCAUUGCGGCGCGCCGCGCGAGGAGCUGGUCAAGAUCAUGAUCGACGACUUCCUCGACAAGCUGCAGGACGAGUUCAAUCUGCAGGCCCUGCUCAACCGCGUGGAGCGCAAGACGCCCUUUGUGGUGGUCGCCCUGCAGGAGUGCGAGCGCAUGAAUGCGCUCAUUCGGGAAAUCAAGCGCUCGCUGCGUGAGCUGAUGCUGGGGCUGAAGGGGGAGCUGACCAUCACGCAGGAGAUGGAACGGCUGGACUAUGCCAUCUUCUACGAUCACGUGCCGACGGCCUGGGCCCAGCUGGCGUACCCCAGCAUGCUGGGCCUGCAGGGCUGGUUCGCUGACCUGCUGCAUCGCAUCAAGGAGCUGGCCGGCUGGCUGAACGACUUCAAGCUGCCCUGCGUCAUCUGGCUGGGCGGGCUCUUCAAUCCCCAGAGCUUCCUCACGGCCAUCAUGCAGGAGAGCGCGCGCAAGCAUGAUCUGCCCCUGGACCGCAUGCUGAUCAGCUGCGACGUCACCAAAAAGCAAAAGGACGACGUCACAUUGCCCCCCAUAGAGGGCGCCUUUGUGCACGAGCUGUAUUUGGAUGGCGCCAGCUGGGACUGCCAGCUAAACUCGAUUGUGGCCCUGCACCCCAAGGAGCUGCUCUGCGCCAUGCCCGUCAUCUACAUCAAGUCCAUUGUCCAGGAGAAACAAGAGCUGCAGCGCGUCUAUGAGUGUCCCCUGUACAAGACCAGGUCGCGUGGCAACACCUACGUAUGGACGCUCAAUCUGAAAACACGCGACCGUCCGGCCAAAUGGAUUUUAGCAGGAGUCGCGCUUUUGUUGCAGCCAUAAAGCAUUAUUGAACCACCCAUUGUUGGCCACGUCAUUCCCGUCAUCCACUCCAGCUACAGCUACAGCUACAGCGGAACGA
Drosophila navojoa is the source of this 14737-nucleotide messenger RNA. RefSeq names its product dynein beta chain, ciliary. Gene Ontology annotation, cellular component: dynein complex. The record is from RefSeq and is a predicted model, not a curated record. NCBI's taxonomy places the organism in Eukaryota, Metazoa, Arthropoda, Insecta, Diptera, Drosophilidae. Gene Ontology annotation, biological process: microtubule-based movement. Gene Ontology annotation, molecular function: minus-end-directed microtubule motor activity; ATP binding; dynein light intermediate chain binding.